CUCUUUCUUUCUAACAUCAAAAUGUUUGGGCUGUUAGCUGUUUCUCAGGAGGAGCCAAUCUCGCAAUCAUAACAACUUCUCCUGUCCCUGUCCCUGUCCGAUGUCCAUGUCCAUGUCCUUCCUCUGAUUCUCUCUCUGUUACUUGUCCGAACCCAACGAGAGAGCAGUGCUUUGGCUUCCAUUUAUCAGUGACAGACAGCAAAACAGAAGAGAAAUAAGCCCAGUGCUCCUCAUUGGGCUCUGAGUAGAAGAGGACCUUCUUGCUUUUCCAUUUUCUACCUCAAGAACUCCGAACCCAUCUCAGGAAUCUGUUUCUUCCUCCGUUUUCAGCAUUGGUUCUUCUGUUCUUCCUCCGCUCCUCUGUUAGUGCCAUACACAUUUGAUCAGUGAAGAAAAUAGAGAAGAAGGAAUGUAACAGAUUCAGAGAGAUGAGCAGAGAAAACAGAGGAGGAGGAGGCAAUGCAAGGAGAAGGCCCAACAGCAUCUUCACCGCAAUGUCCGUGGUCCACGUGGACGAUGACGACGACGACGAAGAGGAGGAGGGUGGAGAGGUCGAUGGCGGGGCAGACCCCGGUGAGGUCUAUUUCGCCGAGAAGAUCCUAUCCAAUGGAGACUUCUACACGGGGCAAUGGGCCGAUGACCUUCCCCAUGGCCGCGGGAAGUACCUCUGGACUGACGGUUGUAUGUACGUGGGUGAGUGGCGGAAGGGGAAGACGAUGGGGCGAGGCAAGUUCUGCUGGCCCAGCGGUGCCACCUACGAGGGCGAGUUCAAGAACGGGUACAUGGAUGGUAAGGGGACCUACACGGGUCCCGCCGGGGACACUUACCGGGGCACCUGGGUGAUGAACUUGAAGCAUGGCCAGGGGAUGAAGCGCUAUGGGAAUGGGGAUCACUACGAGGGCGAGUGGAGGAAGGGGCUGCAGGAUGGGCACGGGAAGUACCAGUGGAAGAAUGGGAAUCAAUACGUCGGGCAGUGGAGAAACGGGGUUAUCAACGGAAACGGGACGAUGUUCUGGAACAAUGGGAACCGGUAUGAUGGGGAAUGGGAGGAUGGGUUGCCUGGAGGGAACGGAACAUUCCGGUGGGCAGAUGGGAGUUUCUUUGUCGGUGUGUGGAGUAGGGAUGCGGAGGAGCAGAACGGGACUUAUUACCCGUCAAGCUCUAUUCCGGGGAGUCUCGAGUUCGACCCCCAGAAGCUGUUCUCCUUUGAUUUAAAGGAGUUCAAGACUUCCACCGCCGAGAAACUGUCGGUGUUGCCACUGCAAAAAAUGCAGCAGCAGCAGAAUACGGUUUUGAGGGUCCUGAAAGGGGCUGAUAAGCCGAAGAAGGUCGCGGGCGAUGGGAGGGUCUAUAAUUACAGUUGGAGCUCCGAUGGGACCAGUGAUAACGGGCACAGCGAUGAAGGUUUCGGGUUUGGGGGACGUCUUAAGCUUGAUGAUUUCAGCCCAAGACCGACGCUUACACCGAGGAGGAGACAGCAACAGCUAAGGAUUCAACCCGUUAAGAGACAGGGGGAGUCCAUCUCUAAGGGGCAUAAGAACUAUGAUCUGAUGCUAAAUCUGCAGCUUGGAAUCAGGCAUUCAGUUGCAAGGCCUGGUCCAGCAACAUCUCUUGAUCUGAAGGCUUCAGCUUUUGACCCGAAAGAGAAGGUGUGGACGAAAUUUCCUCCUGAAGGGUCGAAGCAAACUCCUCCUCACCAGUCGUGCGAGUUCAAGUGGAAGGACUAUUGCCCUCUUGUCUUCAGGACACUCAGGAAAUUGUUCAAAGUGGAUGCAGCAGAUUACAUGAUCUCUCUCUGUGGGAACGAUGCUCUUCGAGAGCUCUCAUCUCCAGGAAAGAGUGGAAGUUUCUUCUACCUGACCCACGAUGAUCGUUACAUGAUAAAGACCAUCAAGAAAGCAGAAACUAAAAUGCUUUUAAAGAUGCUACCUGCCUACUAUACCCAUGUACGAGCCUUCGAGAACACCCUUGUAACCAAGUUUUUCGGCCUUCACUGUGUGAAGCUGACAGGAGCUAACCAGAAGAAGGUUCGGUUCGUUAUAAUGGGGAAUUUGUUCUGUUCAGAGUACAUAGCCCACAGGCGAUUUGACCUGAAAGGUUCUUCGCAUGGUCGGAUGACUGAUAUACCCGAGACAGAGAUCGACACAACCACAACUCUCAAGGAUCUUGACCUCAACUUCUUGUUCAGGCUGCAGAAGGUCUGGUUUCAAGAAUUCUGCAGGCAGGUAGACAGGGAUUGCGAGUUCCUCGAGCAGGAAAGGAUAAUGGAUUACAGUCUCCUAGUCGGUCUUCACUUUCGAGCAAUAACUGAAAAGGAUGGUUCUCUUCUGGCUGAGCCUUGUUCUGCGGGAACUCAAAUUCCUAGAGGGAAUCGAUCAGACACCAAUCCCGACAUGUUGGGAUCUCACCUUUCUACUGUGUCAAUAGAUCAGAACAUUUUGGACCCUUCAAGCAGAUGGGCUUCGAUAAAAUUGGGUAGUAACAUGCCUGCUCGGGCAGAACUAAUUCUAAGGAGGAUGGAUUUUGAUUCCCAGCUGAUCGGAGAACCGUCUGGAGAGUUAUAUGAUGUCAUCCUCUUUUUUGGUAUAAUAGACAUCUUGCAGGACUACGACAUCACCAAGAAGCUCGAGCAUGCAUACAAAUCAAUCCAACAUGAUCCAACUUCUAUCUCAGCAGUCGAUCCAAAGCAGUACUCGAGACGUUUCCGGGAUUUCAUAUUCAGAGCCUUCAUUGAAGACACCUGAGAAUCGCUUUCUCCUGAAUCGUUGUCACAUUUUGCUUGCUGGGCAUCCGUGUAUAGUCAUCCACAGCAGAUUUGCCCAACUGUAGGUCGUCGAGGCAAUUCCUCAAGCUGUUGGUGAAGAGAUCUGGGUAACAUGAUCUUGAGAUCGGACUCCGUGACAACAGAUACUUAUUGUCAGGGUAAAUAGGUGAAGACUUUGACAGGGUAGCUUGUUUCGAAUUGUAAAUGCACUGACUUGCAGGGGCUAACCCGAUUUUUGAAUUGUUUUCUUCUUUGAAACUGAAAUCGUCGCAGAACAAUGUACAGGAAAUUGGUCGAGGUCGAGUCUUUCAUAUGGUCAGUGAUUGCUAUGAUAAAAGAAACAGCAGAGAUUUACAAACUCAGGGUUAAGUGGUAGAACGUUCGAACUUGAGGGAAUUAUAUGUAUCCCAUUGUACUUAAGUCUCCGAAGAAGGGCCUAUUUUUACAUGUAUCUAGGAGAGACUAGUAGUAGAAGUAAAUACUGACAUCUUCGGGCAAGUUGUUCGAUGCUUUAUUCUAACCCAGAUGUUGCUGUGGUUUUGGCUUGUACUAGGUUCAUCCUGCUUGUUCUGCUUCUUCUCUAAUCUCACUCCUCACCUGCAAUUUCAGCAGCUUUUUCCGGUUAGCACCCGAGAGAAAAGGGCAUGCUAGAAAAAAAAAAAAA
Messenger RNA from Punica granatum (pomegranate), 3428 nucleotides. The record is from RefSeq and is a predicted model, not a curated record. NCBI's taxonomy places the organism in Eukaryota, Viridiplantae, Streptophyta, Magnoliopsida, Myrtales, Lythraceae.